This is a messenger RNA of Nicotiana attenuata, 2320 nucleotides long. RefSeq lists its product as uncharacterized. The record is from RefSeq and is a predicted model, not a curated record. Bases 265 to 1845 code for a protein of 526 amino acids. Gene Ontology annotation, molecular function: ATP binding; kinase activity. Lineage: Eukaryota; Viridiplantae; Streptophyta; Magnoliopsida; Solanales; Solanaceae. The transcript has 8 exons.
UAGAGACAAAGGGCAGAUUAGUCAAAAUAAUUGGAAUCUGCACAUUGUUUAUGGUUCAAUUCGGAAACAUUUUUCCCCUAAAAGAGAUUCCUCUAAUUAUCCUUUUUCCUUUUCUGGGAUAAUUUGAUAAAGUAAAAAGAUAUAAAUAGAAGAACUGACGCUUAUUCUAAGUUCAAGAUCAUGUUAGCACGUGAUCGGAUUACCAAAACAACCUGAACGAUUAACACAAGCCAUUUCUGCAUUGUAAUUGACCCUUUUUUUUGCAUGGGAAUUAAUAUGUCUGCUUCUUCUUCUAAUUCUGAAUUCAAUUCUCCUUCGUACUACUGUUUCAACAUAAAGCCUAUUUAUACACAGAUCCUUUUAGCAUCUUGCAUUGGAUUUAUUCUUUCAGCGGCUGUGUAUUAUCGGCUCAAGAAUUUCCGAAACCAGAAGAUUAUUCCACGUAUUGAUGUUUCGCGUACCGGGCAGGUCCUCAAGUUUGAAAAUUUUUCCCAUUAUGUAGCUAGGCAAAUGGGAUUUGCAGAUAGGAGAGAGUGUCCACAUAUGUGUAAGCUAGCUACUGAGUACAUAAUAAAAUCAGAAGGGUGUGAAGAAGAUAUGUACAGCUACUUUUCUAAUGAACCAGAUGCUGAUUCGCUGUUUAUAAAACUUGUUGAAGAGUUUGAGAGAUGCAUCCUCAGUUACUUCGCUUUCCAUUGGAGUCAGGUUCCAUAUAUGAUGAGCCAGGUAUUGAGUGCUGAUCACUUUGAACCCAAAAAGAAGCUCCAAAACAUUGUCAUGGCUGCUACUAGGGAACAAAGAUUUGAAAGGGUGACAAAGAAUCUGAAGGUUGCAAGAGUUCUUACUACCUUAGUUGAGGAGAUGAAAGCGAUAGGACUUGUUUCUUCAGAUGAUUCACAGUGCACAGAUGUGAUGGUCCCAAUGGCUCACAAAGAUAGAAGCCCUGUCCUCCUCUUUAUGGGUGGUGGCAUGGGUGCUGGGAAAAGCACCGUACUCAAGGACAUUCUCAAAGAACCAUUCUGGAUUGGAGCUGCAGCUAAUGUUGUUGUGAUAGAAGCAGAUGCCUUCAAAGAAUCAGAUGUUAUUUACAAAGCUCUUAGCUCUAGGGGACAUCAUGACAUGCUGCAAACUGCUGAACUGGUACAUCAGUCAUCAACAGAUGCAGCAUCAUCCCUGCUUGUAACAGCACUCAAUGAAGGAAGGGAUGUGAUCAUGGAUGGCACGCUGUCAUGGAUACCCUUUGUAGUGCAGACAAUAACCAUGGCUAGAAAUGUUCACCGGCGCCGCUACCGCAUGGGGCCCGGUUACAAAAUAGAGGACGAUGGAAGUGCUACUGAAAACUACUGGGAACAGAUUGAUGAAGAACAAGAAACUGAUGGAACUAGAAAGAGAAGACCUUAUAGAAUAGAAUUGGUUGGAGUUGUCUGUGAUGCUUAUUUAGCUGUCGUUAGAGGCAUAAGGAGAGCUAUCAUGUGUAGGAGAGCUGUUCGGGUAAACUCACAACUUAAAUCACACAAGAGAUUUGCUAGAGCAUUCAAUACAUACUGUCAGCUAGUGGAUAAUGCAAGGUUAUAUUCCACUAAUACUUUGGAAGGCCCCCCUAAGUUGAUAGGAUGGAAGGAUAGAGACAAGACAUUGUUGGUGGACCGUGAUGAGAUAGAUGUACUGGAAAUGGUAGGGAGGUUGAACGAAGGAGCUGACUCCAUAUAUGAACUUUACAGGAACCCUCAUCCAGCUUAUCAAUCUGGCUCAGUUUGGAAAGAUAUUGUCAUGUCACCUUCUAGAUUGAACAUUCAGAAGGAACUCAAGUAUUCUAUUCAAAAAGUUGAAAGAAUGAAAGCCUGAGUUAAUAAUGAUUCUUCAAAGCCUUCCUCUUUGUACAACUGUUACAUGUAUCUUCAGAUAAGUAUUCAUCACAAAUGUGAUAUCAACCUUCAGUAUUUUUUUUUUUUGCAUGUGAAGAGGGGGACUCUAAUGCCCCGGUGAGGAGAUGCAAGAGGUUGGCCAUAGCGGGGCAGAGGAGAGGUAGAGAGAGGCCUAGAAAAUAAUGGGGAGAGGUGAUUAGGCAAGACAUGGCACUACUUCAGCUAACCGAGGACAUGACCCUCGAUAGGGAGGUAUGGAGGUCGAGAAUUAGGGUUGUGGGUUGACAGGUAGUCGAGAGCCUCUUCUAGUCGUACUAGUAGUAGUGGUACUAGUCCUUUAUUCUCGUACUCCGAGUUCCAUGUAGUUAGACGAUGUGGCACUAUUGUCGAUAGUUUUCGCACUUCUCUUGUAGCUUCGUAUUCCUAAUUCCUUUGCUAUUACAGGCUGUGCUAUU